AUGGGCGCUGAGGGCGGCAACACCACCUCCCACUGGAAGGAGCAGUGGGCCCUCUGGAACCGCGGCGACGUCGCCCGCCGCGACAACGGCUCCGUCGAGUUCACGCCCACCUCCGGCGGCGCCCUCGACUGGGGCAUCUCCUACGCCCAGGCCACCUGGAAGGACACCCGCUCCGCCAACGGCCGCCGCGUCAUGUGGGGCUGGGCCAACGAGGACAUCGCCUCCGACUACGCCUUCAACACCUCCAAGCAGCUCGGCUACCAGGGCGCCAUGAACCUGCCCGUCGAGCUCUUCGUCAAGGAGACCGCCGGCGUCCUCAACUGCGGCGAGCAGCAGGACGGCUCCCACUGCAUCGAGAGCUGCAACGGCUACACCGCGCAGACCCUCGGCCUGCGCCCUCUCCCGGACGUCAUCGCCCUCCUCCGCGAGGGCGCCGCCGAGCAGGACAUCGAGGUCGGCGAGCUCACCGACGCCUCCAAGUCCGUCGCCGCCGACCUCGGCUCCUCGUACGAGCUGACCGCCACCCUCUCCGGCGCGGACCUCCUCUCCGGGCCCGCGGGUAUCGUCGUCGCGCAGAGCCCCGACGACGCCGAGCGCACCACAAUCGUCUUCGACCCCGCCGCCUCCGAGAUCCGCGUCCUGCGCGACCGCAGCUCGCUGCUUCCCAACUUCAACAACGCCACCUUCGUCGGCCACUUCCAGCCGUACGAGAUCCACGCGAAGGGCAGCAACACCACCGCCACCGAGGACCUGACCUUUCAUGUUAUCCUCGACAACUCGCUGCUCGAGAUCUGGGUCAACGAGCGCUUUGCGCUGACAGCGCGCAUCUACCCCUCCCGCAACGACAGCACCGGCCUCAGCUUCUUUGCCGGUGAUGCCGCGCAGCCCAGCGGUGCGAAGGCGAGCUGGACGGACGUCAAGGUCUGGAAGGGCCUGGCGCAGGCCUGGCCUGAGAGGCCGGAAGACACCAGCGUUCCGUUGGUGUGGGACACCGCGGAGCAGACGAACAACUACACGUGGUGGGCAGGAUACUAA
This is a messenger RNA of Colletotrichum siamense, 1035 nucleotides long. RefSeq names its product Acid beta-fructofuranosidase (gene INVA). Lineage: Eukaryota; Fungi; Ascomycota; Sordariomycetes; Glomerellales; Glomerellaceae. The record is from RefSeq and is a predicted model, not a curated record. Bases 1 to 1035 code for a protein of 344 amino acids. Gene Ontology annotation, biological process: sucrose catabolic process. Gene Ontology annotation, molecular function: sucrose alpha-glucosidase activity. The transcript has a single exon.